Laccaria bicolor S238N-H82 is the source of this 1140-nucleotide messenger RNA. RefSeq lists its product as uncharacterized. The record is from RefSeq and is a predicted model, not a curated record. NCBI's taxonomy places the organism in Eukaryota, Fungi, Basidiomycota, Agaricomycetes, Agaricales, Hydnangiaceae. The transcript has 2 exons. The coding region runs from base 1 to 1140 and encodes 379 amino acids.
AUGCUGCACACGCAGCCACUCUCGUACGCUCAGCGCGCAAAGAACGCUCAGAACAAGUCAAAUCAUGGCGACGACAGUCCACCCACUUCACCCACUUUGGCAGUCAAAGCUCUCUCCAUCGUCGCCGCUCACAAGGACACGACCAUCGUGAACUUUUGGAGUCAAAGGAAAGAGAAGAUGGCGGCGGCUGCUGCAGCUGCUGCAACCCAUCCUCAUCCUCAGCGACAGCAACAACAAAAGACCGUUCCAUCACGCGACAACACCACCACCAACGGCGUCGAUACGAAUAGCUGGCCAGAGGUCGGCAAGGUUCUCGAAUCUGCGAGUGGCACGACGACGGAUGAACAACAGGAAAGGGAGAAGGAAAACGUGUCACAUACCCCGAGGAAAACGAAAUGGGUUCCUAUACCCCCAGAAGAGCUCCAAGCAACUGCAGACGCACUCCGAGUAAAAUCAGCAAAAUCUUCUCGCUCCAAUUCACGGAGUAACAAUAAACGAAACACCACCAAUGCCAAUGCCAAUGGAUCAACCCAGAACCAAUCAGGGCGCCAAUCGACGCCAGCAAGCACAUCUCACUCACGCGUGAACAGCCGCUCUGCGAGCGUCCAUUCCAGCCCUCACUUGUUUGCUCGUGGUCGGCGAUUGCCUGAUGAUCAGGAUCACUCCGUCCCUCCCGUACCGACUCUCAAUGGAACCAAUGCAAAUGGUGGUGGUAUGAAAGCGAUAACAACAACGAAAGACGACGCGUAUAGACCGUAUCAACCACAGCCUUACCUACCCUCCCCUAUCACCAUCACGAGGAACACAUCAACGGGCUCACCGACGUACCCGUACCCGCACCCGAAUUACCCUGCGUUUGAGUAUCCUUCAGCUGGCUCUUCGCAUCACCCGCUAUCAGCGAUGCCUGCGCCACAGACGAUGCCGGUCCCGCAACCUUAUUGGUUCCAUCCCAAUCCAUCUUCGGGGCAACAUAGUCCGAAUUACCCACCACAUAAGCAAGCACAAGGGAUGUAUUCGAUGCCUCAGCCUGUUGUACAUCGCCAUGCAAGCGGGAGGAAACCACCUGAACAAGCAGCGCCUGUCGUUGUGUAUGGGUACGAUGUUUCCAACAGCAUAAUAACACUAGUCCAGCCUGUUUAA